GUUUACGCUGACCACUCUCUGAUCCGCCAUCUUGGAUUUUGUCGGUCGCACUAGGGAGCAUAAAUUAUCGUUUGUACAUAGCAUGGCGUACAGACUUUGUGCUGUAUUACGGACUGCCCGACCCUUAACUAGACUAACAGGACCAGCUAUCUACACCAACCGAGCAAGCCUCAGCCUUGUUCGUGCAAUGGCUACACGUAUUGAGACCGACAGCUUUGGGGAGAUUGAGGUUCCCUCUGAGAAGUACUAUGGAGCUCAGACAGCAAGAUCAAAGCACAACUUCCCUAUUGGAGAUGAGAGUGAGAAAAUGCCGUUCCCAGUGAUCAGAGCUUUUGGGUAUCUAAAGAAGGCGGCUGCCGAGGUGAACAAAGAGUUUGGUUUGGAUGGGCCUGUGGCUGACAACAUCAUGAGAGCAGCAGAUGAGGUGAUAAGUGGCAAGCUGAAGGAUCAUUUCCCGCUGGUCGUAUGGCAGACAGGCUCAGGGACUCAAUCCAACAUGAAUGUCAAUGAGGUGAUCAGCAACAGAGCCAUAGAGCUGAUGGGAGGUGAGAUGGGCUCCAAGAAACCUGUUCAUCCAAACGACCAUGUCAACAAGAGUCAGAGUUCCAAUGACACAUUCCCAACUGCCAUGCAUGUGGCUUGUGCAAUUGAAGUUCACGAGCGACUGUUGCCAGGGCUGAAAAAACUUCAUGGUGCUCUAGAUGCCAAGGCCAAAGAGUUCAAAGACAUCAUCAAGAUUGGACGGACACACACCCAGGAUGCCACGCCUCUUACCCUAGGCCAAGAGUUUAGUGGUUAUGUGAAGCAGAUUGAAAAUGGCAUUGCUCGAGUGCAAGUGUGCAUGCCGAGGGUGUAUGAGCUGGCUAUUGGAGGGACUGCAGUAGGAACAGGACUCAAUACCCGUAUUGGAUUUGCUGAAAAAGUCUCAGCCAAAAUUGCAGAGUACACUAAGCUUCCCUUCACCAGUAAUCCUAACAAGUUUGAAGGUCUAGCAGCACAUGAUGCCAUGGUUGAACUGCAUGGAGCUCUGAAUGUCAUUGCAUGCAGCCUUAUGAAGAUUGCAAAUGAUGUGAGGUUCCUGGGAUCAGGUCCAAGAUGUGGCCUGGGAGAGCUCCAGCUCCCAGAAAAUGAACCAGGGAGUAGUAUUAUGCCAGGGAAAGUCAAUCCAACCCAGUGUGAGGCAAUCACCAUGGUAGCCGCCCAAGUGAUUGGCAACCAGACCGCUGUCUCUGUCGGUGGGAGCAAUGGUCACUUUGAGCUGAACGUGUUCAAGCCCAUGAUAGUUAGAAAUGUACUCCAGUCCACAAGACUAAUAGGUGACGCAUGUGUUGCAUUCACGGAUAACUGUGUAAAUGGCAUCAUCGCCAACCGAGAUCGCAUCAGUGCUCUCUUGCAUGAGUCCCUCAUGUUGGUAACAGCUCUCAAUCCACAUGUGGGCUAUGAUAAUGCAGCUAAGAUUGCAAAGAAAGCACACAAGGAGGGCACAACCUUAAAGGAAGCAGCUAUCAGCCUUGGCCUCCUCACUAGUGAGCAGUUUGAUGAGUGGGUGCGGCCGGAGGAUAUGCUAGGUCCCAAGUAAGGCAGAGAAAUGGCGAAAAGAGAGCAUUUAAAGCAGUUACUUGUCUUUAAACAUGACCAUGUACAGUGCCAUGCCAAGUGAAAGCACUUUGUACAGAGAGCUACCAAGUAGUUAGAAUGUAAACAUGUUGGUCAGUGGAGUGUAAGAGUAAAUUUUAAUAAAUAAUAAAACAUAACUUUAAUACAUCA
This is a messenger RNA of Nematostella vectensis (starlet sea anemone), 1767 nucleotides long. RefSeq names its product fumarate hydratase, mitochondrial. Bases 83 to 1579 code for a protein of 498 amino acids. Gene Ontology annotation, molecular function: fumarate hydratase activity. The record is from RefSeq and is a predicted model, not a curated record. The transcript has 9 exons. Gene Ontology annotation, biological process: malate metabolic process; fumarate metabolic process; tricarboxylic acid cycle. NCBI's taxonomy places the organism in Eukaryota, Metazoa, Cnidaria, Anthozoa, Actiniaria, Edwardsiidae. Gene Ontology annotation, cellular component: mitochondrion; tricarboxylic acid cycle heteromeric enzyme complex.